Olea europaea var. sylvestris is the source of this 2430-nucleotide messenger RNA. RefSeq names its product transcription factor bHLH3-like. NCBI's taxonomy places the organism in Eukaryota, Viridiplantae, Streptophyta, Magnoliopsida, Lamiales, Oleaceae. The coding region runs from base 744 to 2234 and encodes 496 amino acids. The transcript has a single exon. Gene Ontology annotation, molecular function: transcription cis-regulatory region binding; protein dimerization activity; DNA-binding transcription factor activity. The record is from RefSeq and is a predicted model, not a curated record. Gene Ontology annotation, cellular component: nucleus. Gene Ontology annotation, biological process: regulation of DNA-templated transcription.
AACAUGCAUGUACCAGAUCGAAAAGUGGGACGCGUAAACUUGCUACAUGAGGAAAAGGGCGAGAUGAUAUAUUUGCAUCACGUAACAGUGCAAUAAGGAUGAAUUUCUGAAUCUGUUGAAUUCAUGUGAAACACGAGCAAAUUCAAUUUCAUGGAAAGAUUCAUGAACCCCAAUUUAAUUUUAAGGUAUUUGUUACGUAAAAUUCUACUCGAGCACGCCUUUAAUUUCCUUAUAUAUGUCUGAAUUCUCACGUUUCUGUGAUUUAACAGAUCAUACGAAUCUGAAAUUUUAGUUUUGGUGGUCCAUUAGUGUUCUUAUCCUUCUUCUUUUUUUUUUUAAAUUUUAAUUUAGUGGGUACAAUUUUUUGAAAAACUUGCUCAACACUUCUUUUAGUGUGAAUCUAAGUUUCUGAAAUUCCAGAUUGUGUUUUUCUGAGUUUGUUCCCAAAAUCCAAGAUUCUUUAAUGGGGGUAUUUAUAAAAGAAUUUUUUUAGGGGAUUUCCCAUUUUUCAAAAUUUUCUGUUUGAAGGUAACCUAAAGAUUGAAUGGGUUGUUUUUUACUGAACCUCAAGCGUAGUAUUAAUUAUUCAUCCUGAAUUUUGUUGUUCUUCUUCUUCAUUUUUGAGUAUGAAAUUAUGCUCUGAAUAGGUUAUAGAAUUGGGGUUGUUGAUUUUUUGCGAAAACUCCUGUGCUAGAAUUUGUCUAAUUUUACUUGAGGAAACUAGUUUUCUAAGUUGUUGAAAGAUGGGGGAUAAAUUCUGGUUAAAUGAAGAGGAGAAGGCUAUGGUGGAGAGUGUAUUAGGGAGUGAAUGUGUUGAGUAUAUUGUUUGGUCCGCUUCAAAUAAGGUGUUGUCGGAGUUCACUGUAUCAGGUGGAGAUUUAGGAGUGCAUCAGGGGCUAUGCCGGAUUCUUGAAGGGUCGGAUUGGACUUAUGCCAUUUACUGGCAAGUUUCAGAAUCGAGAUCCGGUAAACCGGCCUUGAUUUGGGGUGAUGGACAUUGUGGAGAACCGAAGGAAGGUGAAGAUAAAGAUGGAAAUGGUACCAAGAAUCAAAAUUUAGCAGAAGAAUAUAGGAAAAAACUAGUGCUUCAGAAGAUUCGUGCUAGUUUAGGACGAUCAGAAGAUGAAAACGUUGUGCCUAAGCUAAAUCAGGUUUCUGAUUUUACAAUGUUUUAUCUCACAUCAAUGUACUUUGUAUUCCCCUUGGAUAGGCCAUUCAUUCCUUCUGAGUCAUUUAAUUCUGGCGGAUCGAUUUGGGUUUCUGAUGAGAAAAGUUGUUUAGAAUAUUAUCAGUUGAGGUCGUAUCUAGCAAAAUCUGCUAAUUUUGAGACAUUAGUGUUUGUUCCAACUAUAUCAGGAGUCGUGGAGAUCGGUUCCAGAAAGUCAAUUCCCGAGGAUAAGUAUGUGAUGGAAUUAGUGAAAUCUAUGUUUGGGAAACCAAAUUUGACACAGGCAAAAACAUUUCCAAAAUUAUUUGGGCAAGAAUUAAGUCUAGAAGGAUUCGAAUCAGGUCCAAUCAGUAUUAGUUCUUCUCCGAAUGUGGAAGAUAUUUCUGGUUUUCCUUCGGAGUCACAUAGUAUACAGACAUUAGGAAGUAGUAGCCAAGUACGUGUAAACUCAUCAAAUGGGCAUCAAAUUGAUGAUGGUGAAGCAAGACAGUCUCCACAUAUAAACCAGGAAGUCGUUGGGCAACCAAAUUCACAGACUCAAAAGGAUUUGUCUAUUGUGCCUGAAGUUCAGAAACCUAAAAAGAGGGGUCGGAAGCCGGCCGACGGAAGGAAAGAACCGUUAAAUCACGUGGAAGCCGAAAGACAGAGACGCGAGAAGCUUAACCAGCAGUUUUAUGCUUUAAGAGCCGUUGUCCCGAAUGUCUCCAAGAUGGACAAAGCGUCUCUGCUUGGAGAUGCGAUAGCCUACAUCACAGAUCUUGAGACGAAGAUAAGGAUCUGGGAAUCAGAGAAAGAGAUGGUGAUUAACAACCAAAAGUGGUAUGCUAUCCCAGAAAUUGAUUUUCAAGCUAGGCAUGAAGAUGCAGUUGUAAAGUUAAGUUACCCACUGGAUUCUCACCCCAUAUCGGGGGUUGUAAUGGCGUUGAGAGAGCAUCAAGUAACCGCGCAACAGUGUGAUGUGUCCAUAUCCGACGAGGCUGAGGUAGUUCACACAUUCUCCAUUCAAACACAGAGCGGCUCUGCAGAUCAGUUGAAGGAGAAGUUAGCUGCUUCUCUCUUGAAAUGAUAGAGUCGAACAUGUAAGAUUUGAUCAUCGAUGUAUGUCCAUUUUGUAUAAUGGGAAUGUCUCAUAGUCGAUGCAUAGCAUAGAGAUUUGCGUAUAGAAAAUGAGAAUGUGUUGCUCUAUAUUGGUAUCUCUCUAUUUGGCUCAGUAAUGCUCUUAUAAAAUUUUACAUGAAUUUGUUUGAAAAUUUUAGCUUUGA